Rhipicephalus sanguineus (brown dog tick) is the source of this 1065-nucleotide messenger RNA. RefSeq lists its product as uncharacterized. The transcript has a single exon. NCBI's taxonomy places the organism in Eukaryota, Metazoa, Arthropoda, Arachnida, Ixodida, Ixodidae. Bases 1 to 1065 code for a protein of 354 amino acids. The record is from RefSeq and is a predicted model, not a curated record.
AUGUUCACAUUUAAAUCGUUACGCGCUGACUACGGCCAAAAAGCAACCCUGCUAGCGAAACGGUACGUCAACUUAACCCGGGAUGUGUCAACCUACAAGAAACACCUCUCCUUCACGAAGACGUGCCAGGACCUGAACGUGAUACCACGCAGCGUACGCCUCAAGCGCCUGGCCCACACGCCGGAAGGAAACAACGUCGUGGCACAAGCCGAACGCCGCCUCGUGAAAGCCCGAGUACACGAAUGCCACAACAUCAUCAGGAAGAAGGAACUGGACUUAUACUUCCUCCGCAGACAACUGGAAUACCAGAUGCCCGACGUAUUCGGGUCCCUGGAUACAUUCGCAAGAAACGUCGCCGCAACCACAGACCAAAUCAAACAAACAGCCCUAAAGAGUAAACUCGCAGCACUGAAGAACAGCAAGGAGCCCCGGAACGACAGCAGGACCACCAAAAGCGUCGUCAAUCUGUCAUCAAGACAACUAUCCGAGCAUGAGGCAAGCGUUCUGUCUAAAGGACACAAUUUCAAUACAACUACUCCGCCACCUCUGCCACAGAUCAUCGCAGCUGUUGAAUAUGGCAUACAACACAUAGACAGCGAUUCAAGAGACAACGUAAGACUCAAAGCCAUUGGAAUCCUCUCGAAGCUACCAGCUCGACCACGAGGGAACCUUACAAAACCUGAAAAAGAAGCACUUCAAGAACUCCGAAAAGACUCAACCAUAACCAUCCUACCAGCAGACAAAGGUAACUCGACAGUUAUACUUGAUCGGAAAUCCUAUGAGGACAAGAUAAAAAACCUGCUGAACAACCCUGAAUACGUGAAACUCACGAAAGACCCCACACCCAGGAUUCAACGAGAGCUAAACAAGCUAUUGGCUGACAUUUUCAAAGACCACCCAGAAUCAAGAACGCUGUACUUGCGCCUCAUAUGCAGAAACGGUUCCGCGCCGGGAUUCUACGGCCUUCCAAAGAUACACAAAUCGGGGAUACCGCUACGUCCGAUAGUUGACUUUAGAACAUCCCCACUUCGCAUGCUGUCCGAACAUCUACACAGGACCCUAUAA